AUGAACAAUAACUCCGGUUUUCUGCCCUCUCGUGGACAUCCGGCUGAAUCGCCCGACUUCUCGUCGCCCGAGGAACACCAGAAUCUGUUUCUGUUUACACAGUCGCCUCUGUUUGGUCCUCUGGCCGCGUCAUUGCCCCAGCAAAAACGCCAGAAUAGCAUGUCUGCUUACCAAAGCAAUCCAUCCAGCAAACGUACGCCCAACCCAUUAUUAGUCCCGCUUGGUCUUCAAAGCUCAUCACCACUGGUACCUGUGCUUACUAGUUCAAAUCUGGCACAGAACAGAUUCGCCACUCCACAGUUUCGCCGCAAUGUUCGGAAGCAGGCUCCGUCGCCGAAUAUUGUGGCUAACAUGACCAUGAAGACACCUACGCCUUCUGCAUACGAAACUCCUUUAAGUCCCGGUGCAAGGCGUCCAUCUGCGCCAAAUAACUCUGAUCUGACCGGGUCCAGUCCAAUGGAUCAAACUCAGCCGAAAUGCACCGAUAAUGAGCUGGUGGCACUGCCCGCAUCGCAACAACAUCAACAGCAACAACAAGAUAUACACCAAGUACAGCAACCCCAACCAGAUCCGCGUGAUCCGUCAACAUCGCUGGCCACCCAACGGGCUAUGUCCGACGAAGAGCAACAACUUGCCACCAAAUUGAAAGAGACCUAUAAGAAUAUUGUCAACUUCGAGGAGAUUGUGCAAAAAAGUUGUAUCGAGUUGACUAUCAAAAUUAAUCAAAGCAAUUUUGCGGGUCAUUCCUCUUACACAUCUUCCAUUUAUGCGCAACAGCAACUGCAAUUUUCGGGCUCUCCAUCUUUGCAAGCAUCCGCUCCUGUGGACACAACAGAGCUUUCUAAUAGUUUAUGGACCAUUUACUACCACAACGUGACGUUGCUCAACAACUACUAUGACUUCCUCAUCACAGCAUUGAAACCGACUACAAAUACAGCCCAGUUUAAGACAGGCAAAAACAUUGUUGAUUUAUAUAAAAUCCCGCGACGUAUGUGGGUGUAUGGUAUUGUUGGGUUCUUGGAAGUGUUGAAAAAUAUCAUGAGUGUUUUCCAGGAACAUGAAAUCUUUUCAUGUUUCAUUGCUUAUUGUUUCAGUAUCGUGUCCAAUUUGACUGAUCCAUCUCUAGAAAUGGAGGGCUGGUGGUGUGAAAAACUUGGUGACUUGUCACGAAUGGCAAUUGCUUUAUAUGCAUCGAGAUUCAUUGACUGGAAGAUCUCCGCAGAGUACUGGUACUCAGUGGUGAUGAAGACUAUGUAUGGUCACGGUAAGAUUUACUAUCACAUGUGCACCGUUCAACAGGACAACUUGGAUGCGCUCGUGAACAUUGGUAAGUCUGUCAUAUGCAGAGAUCCAUUUGUGCCCACUCAACAGUAUCUCCGCUUGGUAGUGGAGAACAUUUGCACCCAAAGGAACAUCCUUUCUUUACUUGAGUUACCCAUCAUCGACUUCAUAAAGAUCCACAAGGUUCUUUUAAGCAUUCAUUCUAAUGCUAGUGCUCUUACCCAUAAUGUUGACGAGCUUGGUAACCAGACAGAAAACAUCUAUGAUGCUCAGAUUCAGUAUGGUGUCGAUUUGGUAACUCGUUAUGGCAUUACUUUUGGCUGUGAUUCGCAUGGCUACAACUUUUUCACAAAAUCAUUUUGCAUCCCCGGUGGAGCUCCGACCAAAUACGGUGCAGACCCGUAUGAUCUGUACGUCAAGCAGCAACACGAACAAGAACAGCAGGCAAACACUUUAAACACCAUAGAGAAGAUGAAUUUUUGGUUCAAUAAAGGCUCCCUUUUCGCCAUUGCAAAUGUUAACCAUCUCGUUGGUUUUGGAGAUCCGAAGAAUCCUUUCGCAAAGAUUUUCAGAUUACCUGAAGCAUUGAAGGAAAGAAAAGAGAAGAAGGAACGGAAACGCAGAUCAAAGAGCGUGAGUAUGCAAGACGAGAUGCCUCAAAACUCACAAGGAGCAGUUUCUGGAAUAAAUGGAUCUGAAAGUCCUUUCUUGGUUGCUUCAGAAUUGUCCAUUACGGAUUGGUUCUACUCGUUGACCUAUAUCAACAAAUCAGUACUAAAGUUAUCGCUCCGCAUUUUAAAUCACUAUCUCAUUGGACCCAAACAAGCAUCCACAUGCCAUGUCAUCGUUUGGCUUUACUUUCUUCUCGCUGUGGGAGAGGCAAUUAACAAAUAUCCAAACUCCAAGCAUAUGUUCUUAUGGUUAUUCCGUAAGUUCUUCCCAUGGAAUUCUUUUAUCAACUACUUGAAUGCAUUGGUUUCUGUUGCGGGUAACAGUAAGCACUUGAAUAACAUGUGUCGUGAUUACCUUUUGAAGUACCCAAACUACGUCGAUUACUUUAACCAGAAUGAAUUUUUGCCUGAGGUAUGGAAAUGUUGGGGUACCUUAUGGUUUGAUGUCAUCUGUCCUAAGCGCGAUUUCAAUGAUUUGGAAUCCGCAGGGGUACUGACUGAGAACUUGUUCGAUUUGCCAAUCUGCGGCACUUCACCCAUAAUCAACAUCAAUAAUAGUGACGAUCACAGCCCCAGGGCUAAGAGCAAAGCUGCAAGCCAACAAGAAAAUAAUAACGACGAAAGACUCGUUCGUAUAAUAUUAUUGGCGAGACUUCUUGCCGACAAAUUCGAAUUUGGUCUUGUUAGAACAACUGAAGGUUUCAAAUUUGAUGAGGCGAUAUACAGCAAGACCGAAAGUGACUAUUUGGCCACCUCUGCAUCACCCGAUAUGGUUAAUGAAUUAUUUGCAUUCGUCCACGAAGUGAUGUAUGGAGACGGUCGCCUAACUCAGGAUAAUUUCAUUACACCGAUUUCUCCUGCUAACCUUGUCAAUGUUCAAAACCUCAAUUCUCUCAGUCCGGAAGACAAAGAUAAUUAUUGGUUUCAUCUUAGAAGCAAUGAUGACUGGAACUCUAAUGGCCAACACGAUAUGAGGGAGGAGAUUGCCGAUGAUGAAGAAAUAGAAGGUUAUGCUGAUUCCGAGUUUGAUGAUGGCUCUGACUAUGACCAGCAAAUGUUACCAGAAACUGAAGCCACAGAUGUUCCACAAAUGAUUGAGCAUCGGAAUCCUCAAAGUGCUACAUCAGAAAGGGUCCACCAAAAUUAUAAUGACCUUUACAGCGAAAGCUAUGUGAUGAACUCGGAUAUUAUUCCCUUUUUGUCUAAUUCUCAAGUUCAUAUCGAGGGCGAUUUGGGUGAUCGGAUGGAUAGCUCGCUAACAUACAUCACAUUAGAUACAAACAUAUGGUUGAAGCAUUGUGGACGCAUUUUCAAGUGUGUGAGGAAUCAUAUUUUCAAGGUUCUGGUGCCGCUUAUUGUCUUCCAGGAGUUGCGAUCAUUGCGUAAGUCAACGGAAGCGACAAUAGCAGAUGCUGCCACUCGGUCAGUUAUCAUCAUCCGAGAAUUGUAUUUAGCACGAGAGAUCGUUCCUUUGCGCUUUGACGGAUCAGUUGCGAGCGAUAUCAAUGAAACUACUGAAUUCGAGAACAAUUCCAAUUGGAUGAGCAAUGUGGAUCUGACUAUAUUGAACGUCGUCAAUGAGCACGAUGAGGCAUGCAAAAGGAUGUUGAAAGGCUUGAAUGCUACAAUCAACCAAAAGAAUGCCUAUGUCCUUGAUAAAAAGGCUGCCAGAAUGUUCCGGUAUUGUAUUUUGGUUACCGACGACAGGAACAUGCGCUUGCGGGCGAAAACUUCGGGCCUCGUGAGCUACCAGAGUAAGUGGCUCUUUGGGCAACUUGAGACAAUUUUUAGUCACAGAUGCAUUGACUAG
Molecule: messenger RNA, 3762 nt
Organism: Clavispora lusitaniae ATCC 42720
Lineage: Eukaryota; Fungi; Ascomycota; Pichiomycetes; Serinales; Metschnikowiaceae
Molecular function (GO): protein binding
Source: RefSeq, a predicted model, not a curated record